This is a messenger RNA of Acanthochromis polyacanthus (spiny chromis), 2569 nucleotides long. It is a transcript of the gene atxn10, whose product is annotated as ataxin 10. Bases 52 to 1515 code for a protein of 487 amino acids. The transcript is spliced from 11 exons. NCBI's taxonomy places the organism in Eukaryota, Metazoa, Chordata, Actinopteri, Pomacentridae. Gene Ontology annotation, biological process: neuron projection development. The record is from RefSeq and is a predicted model, not a curated record. Gene Ontology annotation, cellular component: cytosol.
GAUUCCAGAGCGUCACCCGGACGUCCCGCCCACACGCAUGAAGCAGCAAACAUGGCAGCUCCCACCGACAUCAGUCUGCAAAUCUCAGCGUCUAUCGCUGAUAUUUUGAAUGAAAACCACCAACCUCAACACCUGCAGUCUCUGAAAACGUUUACAGCUGAGUUGCGGGAAAAAGAAUUCAGGGAUGCUGUGGAGGAGGAGGUGUUCUCCAGCCUCCUGAAAGUCCUGACCAGGCUGUGUGAAGAGCUGCAGGCCGCCAACAGUGACGGUGAAGAUCUGCAGUCGUUUACGUUGCAGCUGCAGCUGACUGCUGAGUGCUUCAGGGCCCAAAGGAACUCCUGCGUCCAGAGUACUCGCAACCAAACUCUGCUCAGGGAACUUGGUUUCAUUGAUGUGUCUCUUAAACUGCUGAGCUUACUUCGGCCCUUAAAUGUGGAGAGCACGGACGCCAUAUUUGAGCCUCUUCGUUGUGGGAUCCAAUUCCUCGGUAAUUUAGCAGUCGGAAACCAAAUGUGUAAAGAUGACAUUUGGCAACUAAGCUUCCCAGAUCUUCUCCUGCAGCUGCUCAGUGUUGAAGAUGAGAAGACGGUGAACUACACCUCCAUGGUGCUCCACACAUGUCUGGAUGAAACCAAAGUGGAGGAUUUGUCGAAUCCGCAGAACAUCCAGCUGGCGCUCAGGGUGAUGGAGCUCUGCAAUACGCAGCCCGACCUGGACUGGACGGUACUCAUUGCAACGCAGCAUUUCCUCAGGUCUUCAGUUCUCGUGGAGAGCAUGUACUCUGGGAUGUCUCACCAUGAAAGAGUUACGCUGUUGGAGCUGCUCUUUGCCCAGCUCAGAGAGGAGGACUCGGAGGAGUGUGGUGUUCCUCCCAGCGUGGCUCGUUUCCUGGCCAGUUCCUUCCAGCAGGGUUGUGGAGCUGUUCUUACACUCGCUACUGGCUCUGCUUCCAGUGACGAGCAGGUCCUGCAGGAGGCGCUGACAGUGAUCAGUCUGCUGGACGUUCUGUGUGAGAUGACCUCAGACAACAAGCAGUUCAUGUUUCUGCAGGACCAUCCUGACCUUGUGGUGACCACUGUUGAGCUCCUGCAGCAGGUUCAUGCCAUCGGGAAGGCCAGUAAGAACAUCUUCAGCGCUGCUCAGAACUUCUCCUCCUUCGGGCCCGAUGCAGACUUGUCCUCUCAUUCUCCUGUCAUCAGCUUCAAGGCUCAUCUCAUCAGGCUCAUAGGAAACCUCUGCCACGGCAACGCCAACAACCAGGACAAGGUGAGAGAACUGGAAGGAAUCCCCCUCAUCCUGGACAACUGCAACAUCGACAGCAACAAUCCUUUUAUCAGUCAGUGGGCCAUCUUUGCCAUCAGGAACUUGUUAGAACACAACACGCAGAACCAGGAGCUGGUCGCCGCCUUGGAACGCAGCGGCACCGCCGACUACUCUGCGCUCAGGGAGCUGGGUUUCCUGGUGGAGGAGCGAGAUGGAAGAUUGCUGCUCAAACCAGUCAGGAAAGAUUCCUAAAGACUCUGGAGGAGCAGCGAAGAGAAAGAAGCUUCUCAGCCCGCGAAAAACAGGUUCUCACGCAAAGCAAAUGUUAAGAAGGGAAAUAAGUACAUGUGCACACGUAUACUCUGGUGUGAACAUGUUGGCUUUUUGUGUUGCAAGCCUCAUUAAUCAGCUUCUUCUACGGGUUAAUAACCUGUACAUCAUCAAACAUGUAACGUCCGUGCCUGUCCAGAAUAACUGACAGCCACACUGCCGAUAGAGCAAGCAAAAAAAAACACUUUUGAAUUUGGUAUUUCUACCAGAGAAGUAUAUAUAGCUUACUUUUCUACCUCAGUGAUGCUAACACUCAAGGUAUUCUUUGUACACAAAAGGCCCAUGGGGUCCUGGCUGGUAUAGAAGCAGAGGUCAGGAUGUCAGCAGCUCCUGCUUUGUCUUGACCUGAGUCUGGGAAAUGAAGAGUUUGUGAGAGGUGAGCACAUGCUGGUACCUUUUGGCAACGCCGAUGCUUUGUGAUUUAAUCCAAAGACAAAGAGCACCGCAGUGUUCGGGCUUUUUGCUUUUCAGAGACGGUGAUGUUACCAGCAGGGGUUGGAGUUUAAUCCCAGGCCCAUAGUGGCUUCUGCAGUAACCAUGAAACAGAGAAUGACCAAAACAUGAUGUAAUCUACCCCCUCCCCGCCUCACCUAAUUAAACGGUGGCAUCUUGGGAAACCACAUUAUUCCAAUGCUUCAAAUAGUUGCUCAUCUAAACAGAUGUAUAUUUAUUAAUACGUUGCAGUGCAAAACGCAGUAAUACAAAAAAUAUCCAACUAUGCAUGUUUUAUGAUCUAAGAACAAGGCUCGGCGUACACCACAAGCUUGUUUCUCUGCUUGCUUUUGCAAUAACAGUAAUGAGUCUUGUGGAUUUCAUGUCUUUCUUCUUCUACUUCCAACCUGAUGAUAAACAAGAGGGCUUAUCGCAUGCAGCAAAAAAUAAUGAACCAUCCUAAUAUUAGUAACAUUGAGUCCAUGUAAGCUAUAUUUAACUUUCUUAGAUAUUUAAUAAAUACUGUACUUCCGUUUUAGCCGUA